UUUUUUUGUUCUUUUUUCUUUUUUCCUUUACACAUACUUUUCUUUUUUUUUUCCCUUUACACACAUUUAUAUAAAUAAAUAAAUAAAUAAAAAUUAGUAUAUAUAAAAAGGGACUAAGAAAUUUGUAUAAACUUUUCGUCAUCACACUCAAGACAAAAAAGAAGUGAAUGAGUUCAUAAUGAGUACAUCACCUACUUUAUUCAAUACUUCAAGUUCUUCAGCUUCAACUAGACUAGCUACACCACCUCAAAAAAUCAUGGAUACCCAACCACAUAUUAUUAUAAAAUCAUCUGCAAAUACUACCAACUAUCAUUCUUCAUCAGCUACUAUCAUCACAACACCCACAAGGAAAAACAUUAUUCAUAAACAAUCUGAGCAACAGAAACAACUUUCUAAUAAAAAUACACUUAAAAAGGCACCAUGGCGUGUACCUGGUAAUAAAUUUGAAAUACCAGAUAUUAUUAAAGAAGAAUGGGAAAAGAGACAAAAUAAAAUCAAACAAAAUGAUAAACAACAACAACAACAACAAAAAAAGAAAACGAUUGAUGUAAUAGAUAAUAAAAAUCAAUUUCAAAUUAAAAAACGAUGGAUUCCAGUAGGUAAAUCGCCAGAUAUCUUACCAAUGCCUCCUCCUAUCUUAAAAGCGAAACGUAAAUUACAUGCUGAGUUUGAUGCUAAACUUCGGAAGGUACUUCCCGGAUCAAAAAUUAUGGAAACAGACCCAAAUGAAGAAUUUGAUAAUAUUCGUCAAGUUGGCAGUGGAGCAAAUGGUGCUGUCAUACGUGCAACCAAAAUAUCGAAUAAAACACAUGUAGCGAUUAAACGUUGUUAUAUUGAAGAUCAUGAUAUUCCUCAUCAUGCUUAUAUUCUUAGAGAAUUACGUAUCAUGGGUCGUUUAGAACAUCCAAAUCUAGUUAAAUUAACAGAAGCUUGUCUUUGGAGUGAUCAUCUUUGGAUGUGUAUGGAACUCAUGUCUUGUUCUGUCUUUAAUUUAUUAUUCCAUACUUCGGUUGGUCUUAAUGAAGGAAAUACAAUUCGUAUUGCUAAAGAGUGCUUAAAAGGUUUAAUUUAUUUACAUUCAAAUAAUUAUAUGCAUCGUGAUAUUAAAUGUGAAAAUAUCCUUUUAAAUCGAAAUGGUCAAGUUAAAUUAGCUGAUUUCGGUUUAGCUACUCCAUCAAAAAGAGAAAAUACAGCACGUUUAGGAACUGCCAAGUGGAUGGCGCCUGAAGUUGUGUUAGAAGAACCUUAUAAAGCAAAUGUCGAUACCUGGUCUCUUGGAGUUACAAUGAUUGAAAUGAUGGACCGUGUACCGCCACUUUAUUAUCUUGAAGAUACGGGUGAUAUUUAUGCUGAAAUUAUUUAUGGUGGUUCACCUAAUUUUCAUUUUACAAAGCCUUCUAAAAGUAUGACUCAACUAGUUCAAUGGAUGUUGACUCAUAACAGUAUUAUUCGUCCAUACCCUCAAGCUGUAUUAAAAGUAAGUCUUUUUCUUCUUUUAAGGAUUUCACUUUAUCUUUAAUAUGUACAUAUCUUUUUUUUUUAAAAAAUAGAAAAUAAAUUCAGAAAUCAAACACGGUAAUCUUAGAUGCACAAGGCAAAAAGAUUUAGCACGUUUAGUAUGUCAAGUAUUCCCUGAUUCCCUCGAUUAACUUUAUUGUAUAAUUGACAGUUUUUUAUUUCUCCACAACAUAUCUCCUUAUUAUUGAUUAUUAUUUAUUGUUUAAACCAUUUGCUUUUUCUUUAUUCCCCCCACCCACCCUCUGCCUCUUCUCCUUUUCUCUCUCUCUCUCUCUCUUUACAUAUAUCAUUUCUUGUGUUAUUAAUUAAAAAGAAUAAAACGAAAGUUACCAUGCAUAAAA
Messenger RNA from Cokeromyces recurvatus, 1859 nucleotides. RefSeq names its product kinase-like domain-containing protein. Gene Ontology annotation, molecular function: ATP binding; protein serine/threonine kinase activity. The coding region runs from base 179 to 1519 and encodes 446 amino acids. The record is from RefSeq and is a predicted model, not a curated record. The transcript is spliced from 7 exons. NCBI's taxonomy places the organism in Eukaryota, Fungi, Mucoromycota, Mucoromycetes, Mucorales, Mucoraceae. Gene Ontology annotation, cellular component: cytoplasm. Gene Ontology annotation, biological process: regulation of MAPK cascade; protein phosphorylation; intracellular signal transduction.